AUUUAGUGAACGCUGUUUUACGAUUUGACCAAAUAUAUUUUCAAAAGUGCGAAGCAUACGCACUCGUGUAUCGAUCCCGUCCGUCUAAAAGUCAGGUAGGCGAGAAAACGGUACGAUAUCUUCUCUCGCGUUAUCUCAUAUUUGUGUAAUACGUACAAUUCAUCGGGAUCGGUUUGCGCACAAGUGGAAAGAAAUGUUGGUUAUGUUCGUUGUUGGCCGAAAACAAAUAAAUGAGUAAUGUAGCGUUGCGAGAUACGCUUACGCUAGAACGCGCGGAUAAAUUUAUUCACGCACGACUGGUAGAAAAAACUUGCAUAAAUGUGUGACUGCAAGUAUAGCAACGUCCCCUGCAAGGAACGUCAAAACAAUGUCGGAGGAUUUUAAGAUGGGCCUAUUCGGCUCUAAAGACAGGAAUCAAGAACAAAAAGAAAAAUCUUCCAAGGACAAUUCUCCAGCUCAAUAUGCUCCAUAUGGUGUUGAUAGCGAUACUGAAACAUAUGACACUGAAGCUCUGAGUAUGAUGGAUAUCAAUGAUAUUAUUGGUGUGCAGUCCGGCGAACAAGUUGGCGAUUCGACUUUAGAAAGUGAAAUCGCCGCACUUUCACAGAUCAUUACAGAUUCAAAAAUAGAAUCAAUCUCGCAGUCAAAUCCAAAACCAGAAACAGAACAGAGUUUAUCCAAGGCAUUAAAUCCUACUUCUGAUACCAUUUGUGUUACAAAUACUAAUGAUAUUGAAGUUUCCAGUGCUGAAUCCAGUAUUGUGUCUGAAAAAUGUACAGGGGAAAAUAUUUCAAGUACAGAAAUGGAUCCUGUAGUUAAAUAUGAUGAAACUUGCGAUGUAAAUACUGAUAAAAUAGUUGAUGACACAUCCACAGUUUGUGCAUCAAAAUUGUCUUCCAAUGACAAGUCACAAAUUGAAAUCAAUUCGUUGACUACUAUUCUAGAUGAUACUUCUCAGGAAAAUGUCCAAAAUAAGCAAGAAACAAAUACUGUUUCUUCUAUGGAGAUUGAAAAAGAUAUUGUUGAGAAAAUAGAGGCUCAGUCUAGCACUGAAACAGUAGAGAGUGAAAAAGAAUCUAAAAACAGUGCAAAGUCUAUGGUAACAGUUGGUGGUAUCAGCAAGAGUUUACAAUUAAUAGGAGAAGCAUACAACUCUGAAGAUUCUGAAGAAACUGACAUGAAUGAUGGCGAUUCUUUGAAAGAAACUCCUAUUUCUGCAGUACAUCACGAGAAAGAUAAUUCUGAAGAAACUGAUGAAUUGGAACAAGCUGCAAAAAUAUUAUUACAGUUAGAUGAUAUUGCAAGUGGGCAGACUAUUUCAGAGGAAUCAAGUGUUAAAGUGGAAAAUGUCAUUGAUAACCAAUUAGAUUUGAACAAAAAAGUUGAGUCAGAGGAUUCUAGUCAACAUAAAACAUUACAACAGACUUUAGAAAAACAAGAGAAUAUAGAUGAUUGCGUGCUAAAAGAAAACAUUGAUAAUGAAAUAUCAAGUAGUACAUAUGAACAAAGUGAAAAUAACACAGAUAAAGCGGAGACAACCGAAGAAACGUCAUUAGUGUGUCAAUCUUCCAUCGAGACUUGUAAAGAAACUACAGAUACAUUAGUGGAUACAAUUGAAAAUAUAGAAGAAAGUCGGAAAGACGAAGUUCAAAAUAUUGAAUUAGACUCGAGAGUAUUAUCAACACAUGUUCCCGAAACAGAGAAAGAAAGUAGUUCUGCAACUUCUAAUGAAUUACUAGAUAAUUGUUCCCUUGAUAAUGAGAAGGAACUUGUACAAAAUGUACCCGAAAGCAAAGAUACGGAUGCUUCUGUAGAAUCUGCAAAUGAAACUAAGGAUUCUAUGUUAAUUGAGACAUCUGAUAAGAAAUCAAAUAUGGCAGAAGUGACAAGUAAAAAUAAUGAUUCUCAGGAAGCAAAUAUGACUAUUGAAAGCUGUCAAACAACGCAGGAGAUUGUUUCAAUAGUAGAUAAAAUUAAUGAUUCUCAAGAAACAGCUGUUACAACUUCUGAUAAUCAAGAUGACAUGAGUGUAGAAGAGACGUCUGAUUUAAAGAAUGUAAGUAUAGUUCAGACUACACCAGACACAAGUAAUGAGGAAUGUUUAGAUAAAGAUACAUCCGUACAUGAACACACAGAUGAAGAGAGGAAUAUAAAGAACGAUAUAACGUCUAUAAGCAGUCAUUUAUUAAGUGAGGAAAGUUCAGAUUUAUGCUCCACAGAUUUGAUAACACAGACUGAUACGAAUUCAACGUCUAUAGAUGUUAAUAAUUUGGUGGAGACAGCUAUUCACGCGGAAGACAUCUUUACAGAAGCACUUGAAUCAUUAAUUCCAAUCGAACAUGAUGAAUCCAUCAAACAGCUUCCAACUGUAUCAGAAAAAUCUGCAAACGAGAUUAAUGAUAUUGCACCUAGUCAACUUGAGGAUUCUAUUCUAAUAUCAAAUGAGGAUUCAAAUAAGACAAUCGAAAAUAUAAACGAACCAUUACUUGAGACUGAGAAAACAGAAGACGCAGAGUUAAAGAUAUCAGAAGCAGCAUCAUCUCUUAAAGAAGAUGAAAAUAAAACGUUAUUAAUACAAAAUAAACCACAGCAAGAACUUGAUCGAUCUGAAUCAUGUGUACAAAAUGAAGAAAUUAAUUUGUGUGCUAUGAAAGACGAUGAUGCGGCAAGCUCCUUGCACAAUAUAGCAGAGAAGGAAGAAGUCGAGGAAAAUAUCGCUGAGAUAUCAUCAAACAAAACAGAAAUUAAAGAAAUCGAGAAAGCAUCAAGCUUAAAAGAAGAGGAAGUCGCAGAAAUUGAAAAAAAUAUUGCGGAAGACGAUAAAACUCAAGAGAUAGUUCCAGAACCGAAAGUUCAACAAUCUGAUAUCCAAGCCACUAAUGUACAAGAUACACAACAUGAUGAAAACGUGAAACCGUGCGAUGAGACUGCAGGAACUAAAACGGAAUCGGAAGAUUCAAUCGAUGUUAGUGUAACGCCGAUAGUGGAGGAGAAAAAUGUAAAAACCAUUAUAGAAGAAUCCGCUGACGUCAAUUUAAAAGACGUACAAUCGAGUAUCAUUAGCACAAUUGACACCUCUUUAUUGCACGAAAAUUCAAACGAAAGAGCAGAUACUGAACAGUCGACGAAGAAACUGUCGGAUGAUUCAGAAAGCAUAGACACCGCUGAACAAACUAUAGAUGCGCUCGAGGGACUGCUAACUCUUAUACCAGAUAGCGAAAAUUCUUCGUUAAAGGACAUGAAAGUGGAAGACAAGGCACCGAUGGAAGAAACUGCGAGCAAAGAUGUCGAUAUGGAUCUUUUGUUGGAUCAAGCGAAUCAAGGCGAAGCAACCAUCGCGCAAAACACUGAUUAUAUAACAAGCGUGAUUACCAGUUGUUUGACAAACAGAGAUAAAGAAACGAGCAAAACUGACAUCAACGCGCCAACUGACGAUAAAACUACCGAAGAUAGCGAGGCAUUAACAAUGAACAAAAACAUAAGUGCGGAACCGUUGAAUGAAACGACUGUGGACGACGAAAGAAUAGAAGAGGCUCUUGGGACGGACGGUGAUUUGCAACAGAAUGAUUUGGAUGUGGAUUUCGAGGAUAAUCGAUUGGAACCGAUUGGAGAAUUGGAGGAAAAUGAGGCGAAGUUAGAAUUGCCGCAGGACAUUUUAUUGGAGAGUGUGAUGGCGAGAGAGAACGUGUCCCGAUGCACCUCGAGCGUUAUCGAAAAUUCGCAGUCGAGUUCGGAAAUAUCCGAGUUGGAAUCCGCGGUGAAGUUUCUGCAGGAAUCCGAGGAACAAACGAUAGACUCGCCGCUGGUACUCUCGCCGAAAAUGGUGGAAAGCGUCGUCGAGGAUAUAACCAAACAGGCGAACGAGGAGCUUUACGUGCCUGUUGACGACGAAGUUGAGUCUGAGUUGGCGAAUCUGCGAGACGCCGCAGCGGCGGAUUCCAUUUCCAUUUCGGAAGCCGAGAUCAUAUCAGAGGCUGCGAAGCUCGAGAAGGAACGAGAAAUAGCGGUGCAGAUGCAGAACGUAUCUAGUGCUGAUGUGAAAGACGUCGAAAUAAGCAAAGAGAUCAAACCGAGUGAAGAAAUAGAAGAUCGCACGUUUUCGAAGACUUCGUCUGACACCGCGACUGUCGUGGGUAGUUCCCUGAAUGUGCAAGUAACGGACCGGAUGCACGUCGAAAAGGAAGCUGCGUUCGAAAUUAGACCGUUGUCGAGCGAAGGUAUUUUGAAGGCGUGCGAGCGAAUCCCGAGAACGUCGAUAUUGGAGGAGCGACUGAAGGAACCACCGAAGAUUGAGAUACCCGUUCCGGAUUCAGCUAAAAUGUUAGAAUCCUCCAUCAGCCCGAAUGACAGUCUUCUCAUGCCGAAGGACGCGAGAGCUGUCGCGUACUCAAGGAUGUUGGAAUCGCCAAAGUCGGCCGAGAAGACUGAAUCGAAGGGCCCCGAUACGCCGCGCAGAGACGAGAAGCACUCGGACUUUGAGAACGUCGGCUCGCCGAGAAUAAUCCUGAAGAUCGCCAAGUCCGCUAUUGCAGAUUGCAGCGAGCCGCGCUCGCCGAAGAGCCCGAAGAUCCGAUCGGCUACGAACUCGCCGAAUCCCGAGGAUAGUCCGGGUCAGAAAUUGGGAAAGAUUAAGCUAAAACUGUCAAAGGGCGGUCAUCCAUCUAUAAUAUCCAACGAGUAUGCGGAGGAGAUCAAUCAGUGGCACACCUCCGAUAACGCGCCGUCAUUGUCUCCCAUCGGCAUGAAAAUCAAGCUGUCCAAGUCUGGCGACGCUUCUAUCGUGAGUGCGGAAAAGCACGAAAACAUAGACGAUUCAAAGGAGGCGAAGUACAAAAUUGAAGAACCGAAGAGAACGGAUUCGCCGAUCGGUAUGAAGAUUAAGUUAUCCAAGUCUGGAGACGCUUCGAUCAUCUCAGAUUCCAAGCAGCAGGAUUCCAGCAAGGAAGCUUUUACGAAGCACAAGGAGAAAUUGGAGAUUUCGCAAGGAAGUCCUAAGAGAACCGAAUCGCCGAUCGGAAUGAAGUUCAAGCUCUCCAAGACUGGUGACGCCUCUAUCAUACAAACUGAUAAGCCGGAAUCUUCAGAGGAGCACAAGGAGGCACCGAAACGAACCGAUUCUCCGAUCGGUAUGAAAAUUAAACUGUCGAAAACCGGCGAUGCUUCGAUCGUGUCUCCGGAUAUUCCCGAGGACACGAAGGAGUCGUCGAAGGCAAAGGAGAAGCAGGAUUACCCGGAGCCGCCGAAGAGGACCGAGUCUCCGAUCGGGAUGAAAAUAAAGCUGUCCAAGUGCAAAGGUGGCGCAUCUAUUGUUCCGGUGGAUAACACGGAGGAUACAAGAGACAAACUGGAAGUACCUGAGCCGCCUAAGCGCACCGAAUCGCCGCUCGGUAUGAAGUUCAAGUUGUCUAAAUCGGGUGACGCGUCUAUUAUACACUCCGAAGUGACGGACGACGUGAAGGAUACGAGAUGCAAAGAAAAAUCCGAGAUGACGCAAGAUACGAUGAAAACAUCGGAGUCUUCCGGCAUCAAGAUUAAGAUGAUAAAGACGGGUGAGACGACGUCGUCGACAUUGAUGGACAUGAUUGAGGAACAAGACACGCUUCAAGCCUCAGAAUCUACAGCCGCCAUUCCGAAGAUCAAAGUAUCGAAAUCUGGAGAUGCGUCCGAUAAAACGGAGUCAGCGGAAGAUUCGAAGCCACGGGAGGGUCAGGCGGAAGCGAAGAGAACGGAAUCUCCGCUCGGCAUGAAGAUCAAGUUGUCUAAAAGCGGUGAUGCUUCUAUCGUGCAGAGCGAAGCCACCGCGGAAGACCAUCAAAGCAAAGCUACGCGUAUGUCCGAUGCGGAACACUCCAAAGGCGGCGACUCGUCCAUCGGAAUGAAGAUUAAACUGUUCAAAACGGGCGAUGCUUCGGUGAUGGACACACCUUCCAGUUCUUCCGAGAAGAAGGACAAGCAGCAGAGGCGUAGGGAGGCCACAGAUUCGCCGCUGGAGAUGAAGAUCAAACUAUCCAAGACCGGUCAUCCCACCAUCGUAACCUGCGAUACUCACGGCGAAUCCUCCGCGCACAAAGGCAAAGAUGUAGCGGUUCUGGAUUCCAUAUUGAGCUUCCCUCACAGAUACAUGGAGCAGACAACAGUGCCCAAAGAGCCUGGAUUGAAGAUGCUGAAAUCCGGGCAUCAUUCAUCCAUUUUGCAGAGCAAUCGGGCCGAGCUGACGAUUGAACCGGUGCAGAGCAGGAAACAAUCAGCGGAGAACACCCAGCAGCAAAUCGAUAUAUCGCCAAAGCGCAAGGACGUAACGAUCUCGCCGAUUGAGAGCAAGAAAUCCAAGCUGGAAGCGCAGCUUUCGCAGAUUUUACCAGAGGUUACUAUCCAACCGGUGGUGUGUCGGGAUCAGAAGCAGCAACAACAACAGCAAUUGUUGUUCGACCCGAACACGAAUCUGAUCAGUCGACAGCAGAUGAAUGUGAUCAACCAGGAGAUCAGUAUCACGCAGGUGCGACCGUCAGACGUGGGCGAGAAGCUGAAGGAUCUUUUGAGCAAGAACACUAUCAAUUCGCCGGGUGGAUCGUCGGAUUGCGAGAUUAUCGAGCAUCGCCCGGAGCUGAUAAUCGUCAAUGAAAACUCGAAUUCUAGCCAGGACGUUGUCAUCAUAGAGGAAGUGACGCCUAAGAGAAGUAUUGCUGAUAUUAAAGUGCCGAAGAAGAGAGGCAGACCGCGAAGAAAUCCAAUGGUGGUGCAACAGCAGCUCGUUCAACAAUCAACCGCGCAAAUGUUGAUACCCAGAGAUCCUUUAGCCUUGGAUGAGGUGCAGCAAGUUCCUCCGCAACAACUCGAACACAGAGAGAACGAGAGGCCUAAAAGAACCUGCAGAAGCCAGAAGAGUUACGCCCCACCCAAAAGAGGCAGAGGACGAGGUCGUGGUAAACGGAAAAUGGAUAACGUGGAACCUUUGGUUGCGAAAAAGCCUCGUAUAGAUCAAGACUUGUCUGCUAUAGAAGCAUCGACGAUGGCUGUCAUUACCAUCGACGAAACGACACCGAUACAGCAAGAUUCGCUGCGGAAAUCAUCGGAAUUGUACAAGGCGCUUAAACAGCCGCCCAUGGAUUGUAAAAUAGAGAAACACAUAUUGAGUCGCAAAGAAGCAGGGAAGAAAGACUUGAAAGUCUCUAAGUCCGAGAUAAUGAUGCAACUGGAAUCUGCCAGAUCGUCGUGCGUCCAAGAAGACCUAUCGAAAGCGUCCACGAGUCAAAUAUCCGCAGAUUCAAAAGCUGACCAGCAUAAAAAGCCGGCCAUAGAAAUUGUCUCUGAAAAGAUGCAGAAAGCGGCGGGAAAGCAACACGCGGAGAAUAAAGGCAUGAAUAAAGUGUCGGAUGGGUCGAGAAUAUCCGAAAUUAAAGAGAUACCUGUACCGCCCGGACAUUCGAAUUGGUUAACGCCGACAUCUAAGAAGCAAGCGGACACCACGGCUAUCAGAGGCGAAACGGUGUCGACGGUGCAAGUAAUCGAUGAGGAGACGAGAAUGAGCGCCGAGUCCGGCUCGAGAUCUCAGACACCGGCUAGAAAUAUAUCAGCACCGGCUUCGGAGACAAUAAUAAAUGAAGAAUCGCAAGGUAGUGUCCUGAGUACUGCUACGACCGAAUCAGAAAAAGUCAAAGUAAAAAACCGGAGGAUGGAGAUUAAUUUUGAUCCCGAUGAAGCGUUCACUGUUGAUAAAAUAGCAGAAUACGAGUGGCCACUUGACCGAAAGGGCGAAACUUUCAUGAUACAGGAACAGAUAUCGCAGUAUCUUGGCGUAAAGUCUUUCAAGCGUAAAUAUCCAGAUCUCAAACGUAGGGUUGUUGAUAUGGAAGAGAGAAAUUAUUUAAGGGAAAAUGGAUUGGUUAGCGAAGCAAUGUGUGAUAUGGGUUUAACAGCGGUGUGCAGUUCAGAAGUACUGGAUGUAAUGUGCAGUGACUUCCCCGAUCAGUACGAAGAGUAUCGCAAGCACAUGCGCGAGAAGCAAGUCAAGGAACAUUCCAAAAAGCAGAAGGAAUUAUCGGCCGCGGCGAACGCGGAGAGGAAUAGAAUAGAUCUUGCGGAAAUGGCGGUGCAGUCGGCAAUGUCGUGGAAUAUUAGUCUAAAUAAAGCUCGCAAGGAGAACCGCAAGUGCUGCUUAGAUUUGCAGACUUUCACGAUUCACGUGCCAAAAAAGCAACAGAAGGUCGAUCCGGAGCACAAAGUGGGACAUUAUCCGGUUGCAUUGAUACCGGGGCAAUAUACCGAUUAUUAUAGGGAAUAUACACCAGCGGAAUUACGAUAUUAUCCUUUAAAUACAGUUUUGUACGGACCCACGCGGCCUAAUGAGCGUAAAUUCGAUAGUCAAUCGGAAGGUUCUCAAAGCGAUAGCGAUAGCGAAUCUUCUUCCGAUGACUCAAGUUCAUCUUCCAGCGAAGGCACGCAAGAUACGGAAGGAUCUCAGUCAACUAUGGACGACGUAGACAUGGAUAUCUCAAACUCGAAAGAUGAUGUAAAAUUGAAGUGCAAGAUGUGCCUGAAAAUUUUAAAUAAACAUAACAAGAGUGAAAUUUUAAUUCAAUGUGGUACUUGCAAUGGAAAUGUUCAUCCAUCCUGUAUAGAUUUAACAUUGGAUAUGGUACCGCACAUUCAGUCAUAUGCAUGGCAAUGUACUGAUUGUAAAACGUGCGCGCAAUGUCACGAUCCGGCGGAUGAAGACAAAAUGCUCUUUUGUGACAUGUGCGAUCGUGGGUACCAUAUCUAUUGUGUUGGUUUGCGGCGAGUACCACAAGGAAGAUGGCAUUGUCAGGAAUGCGCUGUGUGCGCAAAUUGCGGUUCUAGAGAACCCGGAGGAGCUAAUUCAGACAGAAACAGUGUGGCGCUAUGGCAACAUGAAUAUAAAAAAGGCGAGAAAAACACUCGAGUUUAUGUGUCCACACUCUGUGUACCAUGUUCGAAGCUCUGGCGAAAGGGUCGCUAUUGCCCGCACUGCAGUCGCUGUCAUACGUCCCAAAGGCUCGACCUGGAAGCGAAUCUAGUGCAUUGCAGCGCAUGUGACAAAUAUCUGCACUUAGAAUGCGUGGAGACCAAGGGACUAGCGGUUGACAAGAAAAAUUACCUGUGUGAUUUUUGUACACCGUCGACUCGUCACCAAAUGACAAAGCCGUUAGUUUCGAAAGUGCUCAAAACAUGAACGUAAUCAUAGCAUCGAGCAGUGCUGUACGAACAGAAAGAUAUCGAGCUGUGUAGUAAACAUGCCAGUGCAGUGUAUUGUAUUAUAUUAUAAAGUAUAGCUAAUUUUUUUUAUUGAGUGUUCUGUUUUAUUGAGCAAGUAUACGCAAGAUUUUCUUCUCGAAUACUUGGUAACGAAUGAGUCACAUUGUACAUAGUUUUGGGAUAAGUAAUUUAACUUGUGACUUUGAAUUUUUACUAUGUGUACGUUUGCCGCAAAAGAAACGGUGAAUUGUCUGAUAAGGAAUAAAUUAAAUGCUCAAUUCUGAUUGUCUCGUCAGAAUUACAGAAUAUAACGCACAAAAUGUACGAGAAGCUGCGCACUUUGUCUUGAUCAUAGAUUCUUUUAUGAAUACGAAAUUGAUUUAAGUCCACAAGCUUGGUUAAAUAUCACUGUUUUUUAUAACUUUUGCAUUUAUACAAUAUUAACAUUUUGUUAAGUGAAUAUUUAUUUAACAUAAAGCAAAGUAAGAAAAAAUGAACGAAGUAUUGUCACAUGACAGUUGCAGUGUUGUACUUUUCAACCAACAACGGUUUUAUAAAAUAUUACUAUUUUUCGUCGACUGCCAUAUAUAUGUAAAAUAGAAGGGAAAAAAUAAAAAGUGAAACUGAAAGGAAUGGCAAUUUCUUAAAAAUAUAUAUCAUUCUCUUUAUUUUUCUUUUUGAGACAAUCCUCGGAUUAGUUUUGUUGUGAGAGUUAGAUGCGAAUAAAUAUCUCUUUUUUUUGUGUGUUUUCUUUUUACAUACUUAUCCAUAACGCAGUUAUCCACAUUUUGAACAGUGCGCUCUUUCUCUCUCUUCGCUGUCGGAUCAAUUACAGUAUAAUUUAUAUAAGAUCAUGUGUUAGAUUACAUUGCAUUUAUGUACACAUAUAGAAUAACGAUAGUAAUUGCGACCGUUUAAAAAAUGAGCAAGUUGCAAAAUAUAAACUUUGGCAUGUCGUUGCAUCAACCUUGUAUAAUAUUACGUUAGCGUAGUCUUAUUAUAUAUAAUUCGUAUUAUAAUGCAAUCUGUACAAGAUACUUCUAAAGCAAGUGACGUAUGCGCAGAAAAUGCGAAAUUGCCGCGCAUCUUUUUAAAAGUGAGUGUAUAGUUCUUACAAAUUUUGGGUUUCUUUUUCGGUCUCUCUGAACUGCGAGAGAGAGAGAUGUCGUUUCCAAUGAUAGGAAACAACGAUCGAUAAACGCAAUUAUAUAUAGCGAUACAGGCAGCAUUAUUGAGAGCAACGACCAUGAUCAUGAAGAAGAACAUGUACGCUCCACGUGUGCUCAGCGUUGCAAUUGUAUCACAAUUAAACAUCAUCGUAUCGAAUCAUACCGAAAACACA
Linepithema humile (Argentine ant) is the source of this 10555-nucleotide messenger RNA. It is a transcript of the gene e(y)3, whose product is annotated as enhancer of yellow 3. The record is from RefSeq and is a predicted model, not a curated record. Lineage: Eukaryota; Metazoa; Arthropoda; Insecta; Hymenoptera; Formicidae.